Messenger RNA from Hyalella azteca, 656 nucleotides. Its product is annotated as vitamin D3 hydroxylase-associated protein. The coding region runs from base 60 to 656 and encodes 198 amino acids. Gene Ontology annotation, biological process: fatty acid catabolic process. Lineage: Eukaryota; Metazoa; Arthropoda; Malacostraca; Amphipoda; Hyalellidae. The record is from RefSeq and is a predicted model, not a curated record. Gene Ontology annotation, molecular function: fatty acid amide hydrolase activity; amidase activity. The transcript has 5 exons.
UGAAUUUAUUUUACAGGGCUUGAGGUUGUAAUCAAAAUAAAUUUCUUAAUCCAAUCAUCAUGUCAAGUUCCUUGGAGGACAGAUAUCGCGAGCACCGAGAGAAGGUCCAGGCAGACAGGCUUGCUCUAGAAAAGGAGCUCAUAUCCUGUGGAGGGGAAGACGUCCUGCUGACGAAGCAGCGCAGGGACGUGUUACUUCUGCAGCCCUCGGAUCUCCUGCUGCAGCUCAGAAAGGGAGAGUUGUCUGCCGUGACAGUCCUGCAGUCCUACCAGUCAAAGGCUCUUGACUUGGCAAGGAGCUUUAACUGCAUAACAGAGUUCAUCCCUGACGCAAAGGCAUGGGCCGAGUCUCUAGACAAGCUGGCCCCAGACGAGAGACGUGCUCUUCACGGGCUUCCCGUCAGCGUCAAAGACAACGUCAUGGUCAAGGGCUUGGACUGCACGCUGGGGCUGCUCAAGAAGGUGGGUCAGCCCGCCCCUAUGGACGCAGAUGUCGUCGCGGUCCUCAAGGAACUCGGGGCCGUGCCCUUCGUGAAGACCAACACGUCGCAGCUUUGUAUCAGCAUUGGCUGCUCGAACCCUCUGUGGGGCGCUGCACGACAUCCGCUCAACGCAGCGAGGACCCCUGGUGGCUCCUCUGGUGGGGUGGUCGACUAG